CGAACUGGAAAAAUUAACAGGAUGAAAUUGUGUGUCAACAGUAUUUACCUUUUCCUGGGAUGUAUCUUUUUAUCAGAACUAGCAAAUACUGCAUCAAUUCAGAGGCCGUCGAGAAGUGAAUGCAACAAAAAAGAGACGUUUUUCAAAAGAAAGAAUGUUUACACCUACCAUUAUACUAUCACAACCUCAAGCUUCUUUGCUGGCGUGUCUGAUUCAAAAUCAGGAUCACAAAUUGCAUGUAGUGUGACAUUUAAAGUACCCCGCUAUUGCGAAGUUCUAAUGCAGAUUUCAGAUUGUAGUCUCAAAGAGAAAAAGUCUGGCACUGAGGACUGGUAUGAAGAUGUUUUGAGAGCAGAUGGAUUCCUUCAGGAUCUUGAAAGAUAUGAACUUUAUUUCCAAACAAGCAAUGGCCUGAUCCUCAAUAACAGUAUUGUCGCUGACAAUGGUGAGAGUGUCACCUCCCUGAACAUUAAACGAGGCAUUCUGUCGGCCGUUGAGUUCCAGAUACUUGAGGCUGACCAAUAUGAGAAACCUUUACAGGAGGCUGACAUAUUUGGAACAUGUCAAACCAAAUACACAUUCUCAAGUGACAAGAUGAACACAAUCCACACUCAUCGAAAUCUCCGGGAAUGCUCCAUUCCUCAGGUCUUCAAGAAGCAAUUUACGAACCCUGCAUCUCUUAUACGACCUCUUGCUGGUGGCUACACAGAGGAGCCAAUUUCUGAGAUGAUCUACCCAUUUGUGUCGGAGAUUGGAUGUGACUACAGACUGGACAAUGACGAGCAACUGAACCAUGUGACGUGUGAACAGAUCCAGUAUUUCAAACCUCUGGCACAUACUAGCCAGGAGGGGGAAAUAAACACUGCUUAUGUUCAAGUCAGCCAAGAUCUGAAGCUGGUCAGCUCCGUGGAAGAGUCCUUACCGAGACCAGAUGAGAGCCUCAAUGGACGCUCAAUCAUCAAUAUAAAAUUUGAUUUCGCUGGUGGAGACAUGCAGACAUUUUCAGAGUCAGAGGUUUCAGCUGCAUUUCAGAAUCUGUUGUCAGAGUAUGAAAAUGGAGGAUAUACAUACAAGAAUGUUCCUGCAAGUUUUGAGCAACUCGUCUAUAAAUUUCGCCACACGACCAGUGAUGUUUUGGAAGCCCUCCGACCCUCUGCCGACCAACAGGUUAACCUUAACUUUUACCUGGAUGGUCUAAACAGCUGUGGCAGUGAGGCGUGUAUGCGCAGUGUAGUUUCGACCCUAAAGGCGGGUGGUGUGGACUGGGUCCAUGAACUCAUGUUUAUUGGCAGUCUCACCCAUCUCCCUGAUGUACCCGAGACUGUGGUGUCCCCUCUCUAUGAUUAUAUCUCCUCCCAGAAGAAAAAUGUCUUGAUGCCGAUGGGUACCAUUCUUAGUCACCAGAAACACUCAAAAAAUGUGCCACUCACUGCUGACCUUACUCUUGGGAGAGUGCUAGAGGAUAUAUUGGCCAAGUUGGAGGAACAGUGUGACACAGACACACCACUGACCGCUCACAGGGAGCUCCGCAUAGCAAUAAAGACCCUAGAAAACAUAGGGCGAGACCAUGCGAUACAAUAUGUCCUAGAAAAUUACCAAGAACGUCCGUUCCUAACGGCUGUGCUACAGUGCCUUAUCAACAAAAAUGUGCCUGUCUCUGCUAGAAGGGACGUUGUUCAGUUGUUCGAUUCCACCAGCCCCCUGCUCAGUUACAAAGGCACACCUGAUGCUAUGCGCGACAUUCUUUUUACCAUUCUUGACGACCGGAGAGAGGAUAUUACAUUACGAGCCUUAACAUUUACCACUCUGGCAAAAACUACGGAUUUAGACAUUGUAAGGAGGCUAAUGAAAAAAGUCACUGAGAAGGAUGAUGUCGAGCAGCUGUUGGCUUAUAUGGUUUCAAACAUUAGAACGCUGUUGGAGGGUAGUACCCCUGAAAUGGCUAACGUAACAGCAGCAUGGACAUCGGUCUUUCAACAAAACCCAGUAAACUUUGAUAUACCAGAUGCCUAUAGCCCCAAAACUUCAAAAACUAUUGAUCUUUCGGGAUUUUUGAAACAUGGGCUGUCCGAGAUGUUUGGAGGUAACCUGUACGUGGACAUUGUGUACGACCCCGCGUUCAACAUCCUCUCAAUGAUGCGACUCUCCCUGAACUAUCACAUCAGGGACCACAAGUACAACAUUGCAGAAGUCACAUUGGAUAUUAAAGGAUUUGACUUGCUAAUGGAUGUGAUUAUGAGAAAGACUGAUAUGACCCUAUCUGACCUCUAUGCCCUUUACAAGAUGGCCCAAGGUCAAGGUCAUGCACAGGGCAGCAGUCAGGGAGAGGAGAAAGUGGCCAAGUUUCAGAGGAAUAUUAUCAAAGCAGUGAAUGCGAUCAUAGACAAGGUUAACCAUCCUGGAAUGAACUUUGACCUUGGUGUGAAUUUAAAAUUGAAAGGUAAAAAUAUUGUGUUUGCAAGCCUGCAGGAGCUUAUCGCCAUGGUUCGAGAAGCUAAAAAUCCGCAGAGUGGACAGCCAUUUUCUCCAGAGAAAUUCCUCCACCAACUAAUGGCAGGAAUGGAUGUCUUUAAACGUUUCAAGAACAUAGAGUGGAUAAGUUUGCAGAAGAUUCUGCCGACAUGUGCCGGGCUGCCCAUGAACAUGUCUGUAAGCGUUGCAGGCUUCAACAAGAUCGACAUUGACCUUCAGUCCAACCUCGCUUUGUUCAUGGGAAAAGUAAGCCCUAAUGUAGAAGCAACAUCAAGUCAAAGUGUUAUAUAUGCAACCACAAUGACUGGACAACUGACCAUUCCCAUUGGUGGGUCAACUCACAGUUCAGGCUUACAGAUGAGGAUAGGGCUUAACUCUGAACGUGGGGCCCGCAUGCGAGUAAAGUACGGGUACGAUGAUCUAAUCGUCAAAACGGCAAACCCUACAAAGGAAAAGAUAGAGUUUUAUUUGCAGCCAAUACUAAUGAGCGGGGAUAGUAAAACUUCUGAGCAGCUCCUGCAUGCUGAUGGAAGGAUGUUCCUUUUACAUCACUCUGGACAUGAAGAACUGAGCAGAGAGGCAGCAUUUGAAAAAACUUACACCAGAUGCCUGGACUCUAAGAAAUCCUUGCUGUUAGGGCGGUCCUUCUGUGUUGUCGCCAAAUAUCCUGAUGUGAAGGCGUCAGAUAACCACGCAUACUUCCCAUUGUCUGGGCCAUUUGACAUGGCUGUCACCAUGGAAGUUGUUGAUAAAGUUGGAUGGUAUGAGCUGCGCUUUGAGUACUUUGUGGAGCAAGAGACUGGUGGUGCUUUAGUUGACAAUCUACAGUUUACACACACAGGGAAAGGUGACAUGAUGUCCAGGCUUUUCAACAUUCACAUAAAAUUCAACAGACAGAAUAGAUCCUUGACAGUUGACUCUGCAUUUCCGGAGAUUGAAUGGAAUUACCAAGGCGACUGGACCUCUUACCAUUCUGACACACUCUAUGAAUACUACUACAAGGAUUUAAUAUCUGUGAAAGAUCACCCCUAUCUUGGAAUCAUACUUAAGAAAUAUAUCUACCUGGAUGGUAAAGACCGGCAGUAUAUAUUCAACAUCACCCACCCAUCAUUUGGAGUUGAUGUAAGGGCCGAGAUGCAUGCUGAAAACAUGGAAGACAGUCUGUUAUCUAAAAAUAUGGAUCUCUCGUUCACCUAUUAUUGUUCCCAGACGUUGCCAUUCAUGUACAUGCUGCACCUUGAUGCCCUAGCAGCCAUGAGAAAUGGGGACAAAACCACUCUACAACUCUCUCGUAGCAAGCAGAACACUGGAUCUAUGUUAACCAAUAUUCAGUAUUAUGAACACACAGUGAACAUAGAGUCAACUACUGAAUACAGCCCAGGCAAUACACAAAGACACCAUGUCAUCACAUACGAAGCUGAUGGUGUUCAGAAAACGAUGACUGUACAGGGUAACAUAUUAUCAUCUAAAGAUGGUGCGACAGUCACCUACAACGGGGUUAUGGAUAUGACAGGAGAAGAUUUUACCAUACAUGUUAAAAGCUCUGUGGCAAUAGAGGAGAGACUUUCUUUUAGCCUGACCAGCGAAAUUGAUUAUGUGAAUAAUGAGUCGUCAAGGAAGAAAAGAUCUCUGUCAAGUAUAUAUGACAAGUUUGACUCAGUGGAAAAGGCCUCAAAUGAAGAGGAAGUGGCUGUUAGGAGCCAGGAUGGGGAUCAAGCUAACCCCACAGAGAUUGAGGUAGAGAAGACACCUGACAGACCAAACUUACCUAAACCUCCUCCAGUACCUGUCAUACCCAGCAUUUGGGAUCUACCGGCAUGGCAGACCAAGUUGACCAUAAACCAUGUUGUGAAGCCCAUAUUUCACUCUGAGAAAGCCUUACCCGGGGCUCUAGAGUUUGUGACUGAUGUUACCUUGAAGAAUCCUUGGAAUGCGGGUUACAGAAAUUUUGAAGCACAGUUGGUUUUCGGAUAUCAAAUCCACACGACCUUCAAGAAUUUCCAUUUCUGGUCACAUGGUGAUGGCAAUGUGACCUACACUUCCCUCAGUGGUGCCCCAACGCCAGACACAGAUGGUUCCCCUCUUCUAGAACAUUACUGCGGCAACUUUAACAUACACAGAGUUGCUUCAAAGACAUUUGAUUUUGCUUGGGAGCAUAGUGACCCAAGUCUAGAGUAUGAGUUUGUUGUUGGGUUUGACUGGGAUGCCUACACCCAUCAUAAACCCCUGUACUUUGUGAGGGCUCAUAUGGAGAAUAAGCUGGUCCCCUUUUUUACCUUCAAUUAUCGAGAGCAAUUUCUGAAUGAGGAGAAUCACAAGAAACACUCACUUGCCUUCAACCACGCAAUCUUCAAUAUCACCAUGGAUACGGACUAUAUGAUCAAACCAUUACAGUUCACAAAUAAUGGAUCUGUAUCACUACAAGUGUUUGGGAAAGGUGGUGGGUUUUCAUUUGAGAAUAAGUUACAGCGUAUACCGGGGGCCCCUGUACAGGCUCCGCCCAUGUUGGUUUGUGAAAUACGUCCAAACUCACAGCCUGUUGCCUUGGUCUACUCAUUCAUGUUCACCGGACCCAUGACAGUGCAGAUGAAGUCAUCCAUGAUAAUGCCAGGUGCAAAAUUUCCAGUACUUUUGUGGACGAUGGAGUUUAAACCAGUUGGGUCCAGUAUUGUUUUCAUAAAAGUAAGUUGGGAGCCAUCAUUUGACCAGAAAGUCCUGGAGAAUACCCAGCAGAGGCCUCUUCUGUACUCAAGGUUGGUCAGUGCCGUGGCUGACCAUGUGCGUGGAGAAAUUAACAAGCCAAUCAUGGAGAAGAACUUGCCCUUCACAGAAAUGAGCUUGAGUACAGUAGCCAAAACCGUGCUGGGACCAUAUGUGUUCAAAACCGUGAUGGGUGUGACAAUGAUUUCCCAAAAUAUGAUUCCCCUCAAAUAUAGACUGGUUCCGGGCCAGAUAUCCGGGCCACCUGCUAGACUUGCGCUGUUUUUUAAAUUGUUGCAAGAACAGGGUGCGCGCAAAAAAGAAGCUCACCCGGCCAUGAAAGCAUUUGAGAUGGCCCACUUCUUGGCUCUGAAAACCUUUAGCAAGGCAUACCUGGUCUGGGUGUCAAAUCUGGUCAGAGGGCCUAAAAUGAAGGAAGUUCUAGACAAACGAUCAUACACCGUCGCAUUUGACAUGCAUGUCAAUCUGAUGAAACAAGGAUUGAAGGAAUCAACAAAGCAGAUUUGGGGCACAUUGUCGUACAACCUUGCAAAGGUUAAACCUAUUUUUGUGGAAAGAAAACAACCCCCAGCUCUUCCCAUUGCCAUGGUGACAAGGCAUCAUGAUGGGUCUGGAGAUUGGAUAGUUCAAACUUAUAAGGACCGUUUCUUGUCCAUCCCAGCCAUGAAGGCCAAGGAAUGCACAUAUCUGUUGUUGGCAGAUGCCAGCAGACGACAAUAUUCCCUAGUACUCUCCCCUGUUGGUGUGACUGUGGUGACUCCAGAAACAAGCAUUUCUAUUGGCUGGGAUAAAAGAGUCACUGUCGACAAUUGUAAACUUGAAAGGAAAGACGGAAAGAUCACAAGUGGAGGUUUAACAGUUGUGACCAAUGAUGACCUUAUCACCCUGACUACAAACUUUGGUCUGAAAGUGUUUUGUGAUAGGUUGGAUGUUGAUUCAUGCCAUUUCUACAUGACUGCAAAAAGAAAUUCUACGAUUGGUCUCUUUGGCAUUAAUGAUGGUUCAAAAUACACAGACAUGCGUCUGCUGAAUGGGCAGAUAACCUCUGACACAGGCUCCCUGCUUGCAGCUUAUGCAGUGGCUGGCCCAUCAUCUUGCUAUGAACAGGGAACCAAUCAGCAGCCAGAUUGUGAGCCCAAGGGUGCAUGCAGCACAGAUCAACCCUGUCCAUAUGGACCUCCUGAACUCUGCUUUGAUACUAUGAAAGCCAUGAGCAGCUGUUCGAUGGAUGAUCUUGAGGCUGUGUGUAAGGCAACUCCAUGCUCAGAUGGGGAUGACAAAGUGUGCAAGGUUGUGGCUAAUCUGGUCAGAAAGUGUAAGAUUCAAUUACAGAUUGCCGAAGAGUUUAUGCCACAAGAAGAGUGCUGGCUACCUCAGGCUCUAGAGUCCUUCACAAGCUCCAAGACUGGACCUCUCGAUAUUGUCUUUGUUCUUUCUCAGCACCUGAGCAUGGACAUGUCUGAUGUUGCUAAAGAUAGCGCCCCCUACAAGUACCUGCUUGGUCUGCUACUGACCCAGACAGAUGGAUGGGAGGAGUUUUCAGAUGUUCGUCUCGGUAUAGUGACAUUUGGAGGUGAUGCCAAAGAGGGUAGAUAUGAUCCAGCCGUAUUGCAGAGUGGAGAUGACAGUGGUGGAAAUGGAUACUUCAUUGAUCGAGAGGAUUACGGGUUUGAAAACCUAGCAAAUGUGUGGGCCGAUGGCGACAAACUUUCUGAUGGGUUUGAGGCACUACGGCUGGCAGCUCAGUUCCCCUUCCGCCCCACCGCACACAAGAUUGCUGUGCUCAUCAUGACCAAGGAACAGAGUUCAGGCAGUUCGGAUGACUUGAACACUCUAUCUAGUGCACUGACAGAUCAGGGAAUCGUGCUAAAUGUGUUCUCAACUUAUGCCAAAACAUCGAGCCGUAGAAUUAUGGGAAUCAACUGGGAAGAGAACAUAAUUACGAAACAAGAUGGCUACCAGGACAUAAAGGACAUGCCAAAUAAUGACUAUGUGAUACUGAUAAAGGAGACUAAGGGCGCUCUCUGGGACCUGAAUGUCGUGAAGAAUGGGAGGGAUAAACAGUUGAACCGGGUUGUUGAUGAAUUUGUAGCCCAGACCAGGAGGGAUAAUGCAGAAUACUGCCCUGCAGCUUAGUGACUUUGUUUUAAAAAUGACCAGAAAAGACUGGUGUUGUCUUGUUCAUAAGAAUUGACUUACCUGUGCAUGCAAUUUCUAUUAAAAGUCGCAGCAGUUAACUACACAUUUAAUCAAACAAGCGCUAUAUUAAAAUACACAAUUAAGUAUGUUUUGACUAAAUGAUAGUAAAGUUGUUUCAUUACUCAAUGAUUCUUUGUCCCAGAGACAAGGCCUGAAUUUAUCAAACAAUCUUUAGUCCCUUAUAACAAGAUCAAGGUAACCACACUCAUUUUGUUUUAGUAUAAAUCUUAUUUUUUUAAAGAUUUCUGAGACUUUUAAAGGAAUUGAUUUUAAAGAUUCCCUGAUUGUUAACAUGUGUUAGAGUUUAUUAAUCAAGUUUAAGAAAGUUAUUUAUCUAAAUGAAACCUGUUA
Molecule: messenger RNA, 7743 nt
Organism: Mya arenaria
Lineage: Eukaryota; Metazoa; Mollusca; Bivalvia; Myida; Myidae
Exons: 47
Coding region: 22-7329 (2435 amino acids)
Biological process (GO): lipid transport
Molecular function (GO): lipid carrier activity
Source: RefSeq, a predicted model, not a curated record